Messenger RNA from Athalia rosae (coleseed sawfly), 2145 nucleotides. Its product is annotated as runt-related transcription factor 1-like. NCBI's taxonomy places the organism in Eukaryota, Metazoa, Arthropoda, Insecta, Hymenoptera, Athaliidae. Gene Ontology annotation, cellular component: nucleus. Gene Ontology annotation, biological process: regulation of DNA-templated transcription. The transcript is spliced from 6 exons. Bases 54 to 1397 code for a protein of 447 amino acids. Gene Ontology annotation, molecular function: RNA polymerase II cis-regulatory region sequence-specific DNA binding; ATP binding; DNA-binding transcription factor activity, RNA polymerase II-specific. The record is from RefSeq and is a predicted model, not a curated record.
GCCGCGUUUGUUCUGGUCUGGGGUCAGUCGGGGGUACAGGAAACGGUGGAGGAAUGCAGUUGACGGGGGCAUCGGCCCCGGGGGCAGCGGCGUCCCCGGAAUCCGGGGUAUCGCCGCUAGCCGACGCCUACACGAAAAUGACGAGCGACAUCCUCGCGGAAAGAACGCUGGGCGACUUCGUCAGCGAACAUCCAGGGGAGUUGGUCAGGACCGGUUCGCCGCAUUUCGUCUGCACCGUCCUCCCCGUUCAUUGGAGGUCGAACAAGACCUUGCCGGUCGCCUUCAAGGUGGUAGCUCUGGGGGAGGUCGGCGACGGCACCCUGGUCACGGUGAGAGCUGGAAACGACGAGAACUGCUGCGCCGAGCUAAGGAACUCCACCGCCCUCAUGAAGAAUCAAGUCGCCAAAUUCAACGAUCUGAGAUUCGUCGGCAGAAGUGGAAGGGGUAAAAGUUUCACCCUCACCAUUACGGUGUCUACGUCACCGCCCCAAGUCGCGACCUACACCAAGGCGAUUAAGGUCACAGUCGACGGACCUCGAGAGCCGAGAUCCAAGUCCAGUGAGUAUCACUUGCUGUCGCUUCUAGGGCAGCAGCAGCAGUUUCACGCUUUCGCGUUCGCUUCGCAACGCGGUGGGCCGUUUUUCGCAUCGCCUCUGGUGGACCCCCUGCAACCGCUACCGAACCCGCUUCAGCCACUGUCGAAUCCUCUGCAACCGAGGGACCCUCUGUCAUCGUUCAGACACGCGAUGCCGGCGAACUGUCAAAAUAUGUCUCAGUUUGGUUUGACGGCGACGAAUUCCUGGGGAUACGGAAGCGCCGCGGGCUACGCAGGAUAUCUUCCGGGCCCUCUUUCCUCCUGUGCGGCACAGGCUCCGUUUCCACCGCCACCGCCUCCGCCGUCGCUCGCCUCUUUCGCGGGGACAGCUUCGAUGGCCACCCCCGCCGCUCCCGAUUCCACCGCGGGAUCGACGGUCGUAACGGGAGCCACCAGUACGACGCCCCAGCAGGACGCCUUCUCCACCGUUUCAUCCCGUAAGAAUUUUUUGGGAAACAACUUCGUUGUGCCAGACACGACGACGCCGAGCCAACCGGAUCCCUUGGACCCGUUGAACACGCUAAUGUCCGGUUCGACGCAGAGGUACCAGGACUACGUUUCCCCGAGGUCGUUGUCGACGGAUUCCAGUACCACGGAAAGUCCGGUUCACGAAGAAGGAUUCGGCCAAAAUUACGGAAACUAUUUUCCCACUCCGAGCGUACUGCCGAGCAUACUUUACUCCCAGUUGUACACGAAUCAGUUCCAAAAUUCCGAAAACACCGAACAAAGAGUCGUGCCGGAAAGCUGCAGUGUACGACAGGAGGAAGUACGACCCGACAACAACGUAUGGAGACCCUAUUAACCGGCCCUGAUCUCAACGCGGCUGAUGAAAAUUGAUUCUCUAAAAAUCAGUGCAGUUCGUUUGAAACUUCCAUCGCGGUAUUUCGAGAGUGCUAAGUGGAGUUGACAUUUUCUCGUAUCGACCAGCCGAUUUGAAGGAUGAUUCAACGACGGUAGAGAUUGAAAAAGAAUCGUAGCAAUCCGACGGUAAUUAACAUGUUCGAUCAAACCCCAUAAAAUAUGGUUGCAGCAGCAUCAUACGGACACCGUGCGCGAGAAGCAGUAUUUUGAUUGAUGCAAUUCACUUGGCUCGAAUUUCGACGCCGAACGUACGUUCAAUUUACUGUCAUGUACAAAAAAAAAAAAAAAAAAAAAAAACAAACAAACAAAAAGGAAAUAAAAAAAAAAAGGAGAGAAAUGAAAUUGAAAUAAAAAAUGUGAGAAACGAUAUCGUAUUAAAUUCAUUCGGUUUAAUGAAAAAAAAAACUGUGGGCAUUAUAAUAAAUUUAAUGAUUUUAAUAACUUGGAAGAGAAGUCAAAUAAAUUGAGUCUAGGAUAUAAAAAAAAGAGAAGAGUCAAAAUAAAUGCGUAAAGAAAUAUAAACGAACAUAGUGAUCGGUCGGAGUGAUGAGAAUAUAAAAUUAAACCAAAGUGAUAAACAAUAAUAUAAUAACGUGGUGAUCGAUUCUUCAUUUUGUGUCAAAUUUUAAAUGCGGUUGUGGUACUCAACGAAUACUAUACUAUAGAGAGAGAGAGAGGGAAAGAGAGAG